Messenger RNA from Vigna radiata var. radiata (mung bean), 1413 nucleotides. RefSeq lists its product as uncharacterized. The transcript has a single exon. The record is from RefSeq and is a predicted model, not a curated record. Lineage: Eukaryota; Viridiplantae; Streptophyta; Magnoliopsida; Fabales; Fabaceae. The coding region runs from base 247 to 1071 and encodes 274 amino acids.
GUUUUCCUCCCAUAUGGAAGGAGAUUAUCAACUCACCCGUGACCAUUUUAAAGCAGGACUUGAUUUAGUGAUUUUCACGAGAUAUCUAUGUUUUCAACUGAUAUUUUUAUUCCACUCAACUAACUCGAUCCCAUAUUCUCUCUAAUCAAGAUUUUAAUGAUUUAAUGAACCUUUUCCAAUUAAUUAGAUAUUUCUGAUAGUCUUUCCCUUCACAGAGGACGGAGAAAAAAUAAAUCUGGAAGCCAUAUGGAUUCCAGACGACCUAGAAAGUUGAACUUUAACGCAUCUCUUUUGUCAACAAAGCGUUUUGGUUUUUCAGGUGUUGCAGAUGCAUCAUGCUCCUCAAGCUCACCUGGCAGCAUAGUAGCAAAUACCAGUGUUCCAUUUUCAUGGGAACAUGCCCCAGGGAAACCAAAAAUCAUUGAGAGGAGCAAUAGCAUCAUCUAUGGAGACAUAGACACCCCGCGGCUAAGACCACCUCCUUGCCUUUGGCAUCCUCCAGAAGAAGCAGCCAAAGCUGAAGUAUAUACCGAUGUUCUUGCAUUUGAUGAAGAUGAUGGUUGCGAUGGCGACAAUGAAGAAGAUGAUGACAAGAAGAAUAAUUCUUUCUCUGAUGCAAUGGAUGUUUUGUCUCUCUCUGAAGCACUAGACAUUAUGCAACAAUCAGACACAGCUCUCAAUGAAAGCAAUAAUGGGUUGAGAUUAAAGCUUUCAGAGUCUGAUGGCUGUGAAUCUCCAACCUAUAUGAUCAACCGUUUUCUUCCUGAUGCCAAUGCAUUGGCUGCAUCAUCUGAAGCACAUAUUUCCUAUGAUUCAAAAGUUAGUAAUACUUGUUGUAGUAAUGAAGGUUAUCUGAAAGGUUCCACUAAGCACUCGUAUGCUUCUUCUCCAAAAGGUUGUGGCCUGGAAUUUAUCUUCUCUUGGCUUAUGAAGACUAAUAAGCUUUGUGCUAUAAAGAGCCCUGUCCUCCCAUCAUCUACAAAUGUGCAGAAGCGUCGACACACUUCAAAACACAAGAAACAUCGUUUAUCAAUUCACAGGCCCUGCGCCAAUGUGAAAGAACAUACCUGACGAAUACAGUGAUCUACUGUAUUAAUAUUUGGUUACCUAUUUCUUUUGUGAGCAAUCCUUUUUCUUCCCUUUUACUUUCCAGCACAAACAAUAUGGCUCAUGUUGUAUGCCAAUGCUUAAUCAGUUCAAUUGGGUGUAACAUCAGUUGCUUCCUUUCUUGAAAACCAGUAAUGGGUAGCUAAAUUCAUUUCAUCUAGUGAUUCAGAAUUGUAGAGAAGAUGUAGAAUUAGACACAAUUAUAAUGUUCGUGCUGACAGAAGAACAUUAAUCGUAACUUCAACUGAUAAUGAUGAAGAACCUUCAACACAAUUGUAAGAAUGUCACAUAAACCAAGUAAACUGA